Messenger RNA from Ochotona curzoniae (black-lipped pika), 1576 nucleotides. RefSeq names its product transmembrane protein 18 (gene TMEM18). NCBI's taxonomy places the organism in Eukaryota, Metazoa, Chordata, Mammalia, Lagomorpha, Ochotonidae. Bases 57 to 464 code for a protein of 135 amino acids. The transcript has 6 exons. Gene Ontology annotation, cellular component: nuclear membrane. The record is from RefSeq and is a predicted model, not a curated record.
GGCGUUCUUCCUGGUGAGGCCGGCGGGCGGCGUGGAGGCCGGACUUCUGGCGAGCCAUGCCGUCCGCAUUCUCCGUCAGCUCCUUCCCCGUCAGCAUCCCCGCUGUGAUCACGCAGACAGACUGGACAGAGCCGUGGCUCUUGGGGCUCCUCCUCUUCCACCUGCUCUGCCUGCUGCUCACCUGCUGCUCCUCCCAGAGUUACAACCUGCAGAUCGGGCAUUUCCUGUGUCUGGUGAUCCUGGUCUACUGUGCCGAGUACAUCAAUGAAGUGGCGGCGAUGAACUGGAGGUUAUUUUCCAAGUACCAGUACUUCGAUUCCAGGGGCAUGUUCAUCUCGGUGGUGUUCUCUGCGCCGUUGCUGCUCAACGCCAUGAUCAUCGUGGUCCUGUGGGUCCGGAAGACUCUGAGUGUGAUGGCCGACCUGAGGUGCUUGCGCGAGAGGAGGAGGAGGAAGGUGGAAUGAGGAAGUGCUCCGCUGAUAGGAGCCAGGAAUGCCAAAUGGCCGACAGCAGCCUGGGCACCAUCCCAUGUCCUGUGAUCCCCCAAGGACCAGGCACCAUGUGGUUAAUGGGGCGCAAGGCCCCUCUUGCCCACCGGGUUCCUAACCACCACCUCCAGCGACUCCUGAUAGGUCCAAUGACCUAUGUCAAUUUAUGGUUAGUUAUCGUCAGCAUCACGGGCUUUUUCCAUUAAGCAAAUUGUUCUUUAAUUAAAAAAUAUGCAGAUGAAUGCAUCUAGAUUUAAAAGACUGGAAGUUGACAGUUUUACUGGAAUAUAAAAUUUCCUUGAAGUCCACAUUUGUCAUAUUUCAUAGUUUGAUGUAAUUUUAAGCUCUUGGUAGAGAAACUGUUUCUUGGUUUUGACAAGGAGUUGCACAAUGGAACCUUCUGGAAGAACCCAGUGGAGCCUGUCUGUGGCUGGAAUUCUCCAUUCCUGUCUUGCUUGGUUGGUUUUUCAUUAAACGCAGAAAGUGCUAUGGAAGCAACAUCCUGUACUUGUUAAACUGAAUGACCUGUCCCACCGUGGCUCUCGCACCUCAGGUCACGCAAAAGUGCAGGUCCGUGGGAGUCCUGCCCGCACACUGGUUUCAGAGAAGUGGAAACGCCAGAGCUCAGCGUGGCACAGAGGCAGCAGCUGGGUGGUGCUGCAUCCUCACCCUCCGUGCACUGUGUUUGUGGGCCACACGCCGGACCUUGUGACUGACCUGUGGUUUCCUGUGGAGAUGUGGGAUGUGUUGGUCGUUGUGCCCAGUCCAGUGUUAGCCUUUCCAGGCGCCACGCUGUGCACUGGGCACGUACGAUUUUCAUUCUGUGAAAUGCUUUGGAGCAGUUACUGUGUUCGCUGUUUUUUAAUUUAAAUGAAGGCAGGGAUGGAUGUUGUGGUAGGUGGAUUCAGCCACACCUUGGCACCUGGCAUCCCAUAUUGGAAUGCUUGAUCAGGUUCUGGUUUGCCUGGGAAGCAGCAGAUGGUGCCCAGAUGCCCAUGGAGCUCUGGGUGGAUCCCGUGGCCUCACUGUGCAGGCCCAGGAAGUGAGCUAGCCACUCUACAUUUCAAAUAAACAGACCUUUCAGUUCA